Messenger RNA from Aspergillus tubingensis, 357 nucleotides. RefSeq names its product autophagy-related protein 8. The record is from RefSeq and is a predicted model, not a curated record. The coding region runs from base 1 to 357 and encodes 118 amino acids. Gene Ontology annotation, cellular component: fungal-type vacuole membrane; autophagosome; cytosol. Gene Ontology annotation, biological process: cellular response to nitrogen starvation; macroautophagy. Gene Ontology annotation, molecular function: phosphatidylethanolamine binding. The transcript is spliced from 3 exons. Lineage: Eukaryota; Fungi; Ascomycota; Eurotiomycetes; Eurotiales; Aspergillaceae.
AUGCGUUCCAAGUUUAAGGACGAGCACCCCUUCGAGAAGCGCAAGGCAGAGGCCGAGCGUAUCCGCCAGAAAUAUGCCGAUCGCAUCCCAGUAAUCUGCGAAAAGGUCGAAAAAUCGGACAUCGCUACCAUCGACAAGAAGAAGUACCUUGUCCCUGCCGACCUUACAGUUGGACAGUUCGUCUACGUGAUCCGUAAGCGGAUCAAGCUGUCUCCUGAGAAGGCGAUCUUUAUCUUUGUCGAUGAGGUUUUACCACCUACGGCUGCUCUGAUGAGCAGCAUCUAUGAAGAGCACAAAGAUGAAGAUGGCUUCUUGUAUAUCACGUACUCCGGCGAGAAUACGUUCGGUGACUGCUAG